Messenger RNA from Saccostrea cuccullata (small rock oyster), 1579 nucleotides. RefSeq names its product (Lyso)-N-acylphosphatidylethanolamine lipase-like. Gene Ontology annotation, cellular component: mitochondrion; lipid droplet. The transcript has 6 exons. The coding region runs from base 71 to 1300 and encodes 409 amino acids. NCBI's taxonomy places the organism in Eukaryota, Metazoa, Mollusca, Bivalvia, Ostreida, Ostreidae. Gene Ontology annotation, molecular function: lysophosphatidic acid acyltransferase activity; carboxylic ester hydrolase activity. Gene Ontology annotation, biological process: phosphatidic acid biosynthetic process; lipid homeostasis. The record is from RefSeq and is a predicted model, not a curated record.
CAGUGCCCUAUCCAAGGCCCUUUAGUCACGUGACGUUAGCACCAUCGGAACAAAUGAUUGCGAUACGGCCAUGGUGGAGAAGAAUAGCGAAGUAACUGACGUGCAGAGUUGUAGUGCAGUUUAUCCUUCAAGCUGGUUUUCAUGGAGACCUACUUCAAUGGCUAAGCUUGCACAAGCCGAAAGGAAAAUUCUUCAAGCAUUUCUGAGGAAAACAACCUAUGAUACAAAGUAUGUGACACUACCAAACACCCAUCACAGAUUGUGGACGCUGACAGUGGACCACAAAGACAAUGAGGUCAAUAACAAAAAGGUCCCCCUCGUCAUGGUCCACGGAAUGGGCGGGGGGAUCGGACUGUGGGCCCAAAACCUGGGUCCCCUCAGUGAAAACCGUCCAUUGUACGCAUUUGAUGUGUUAGGAUUUGGACGAAGUUCCAGACCCCAAUUUAGUUCGAAACCUGAAAAAACUGAACAACAGUUUGUGGAAUCUAUAGAAGAAUGGAGAAAAGAAAUGGAUAUAAAAGAAAUGAUUUUACUGGGGCAUAGCUUGGGGGCGUACAUUUCGGGGGCGUACAGUUUAAAGUACCCAGACAGAGUCAAGCAUCUGGUGCUGGUGGAUGCCUGGGGGUUCCCUGAGAAACCUCCCGAGGAUCAGCAGAGGCCGAUACCCAUGUGGAUCAAGGUCAUAGCCACUAUUAUUAAGCCCUUCAAUCCACUGGCUGUUCUACGUGUGGCAGGACCUUUUGGACCAGGACUGGUGAGGCGGUUUAGACCUGACCUACAGGACAAGUUUGCAGACACCCUGGACGAUGACACAAUUUUUGAUUACAUCUAUCACUGUAACGCACAGUCACCAAGUGGUGAGACAGCUUUCAAAAACUUGAAUACCUCGUUUGGUUGGGCUAAGAACCCGAUGAUCCACCGCCUGCCGGACCUGAAGAAGGAGGUGCCGGUCACUCUGGUGUACGGGUCCAAAUCCUGGGUGGACAGCAAUACAGGGUACCACAUCAAGUACCUCAGGAACGAGAGCUUCGUAGAAGUAGCUGUUGUACGUGGAGCUGGUCAUCAUGUCUACGCAGAUAAACCCAACCCAUUUAACAAACUGAUUCAGAGAGUAUGUGAGGCAGUAGACAACAACACUAACCCCAAACCUCUGAAAUUUCGGGAAAGUUUUAAAGCUUCUAGUGACUCAUCUACACACAUGUCUAAAACAAUCUCAGAAUCCAAGAGUUCGAAAAACUUGGUGACAGAGGAAACUCUGGAUGACGAAGAAAUAGAGACAGUCCCAGCUCAGGUUUUAUAGCAUACAAUGGUGCCAAUUUCAUUGCUGAAACAUUGUGAUAUUAAUUGCAUUUUUCAUUAGCUCUUUAAUGUCUUAAUUUAUUUUUCAUUUCUACUUUUAGAUUGUUUUUGCUUUUAUAUGUACGGGUCUUGAUUAAGAAUCACCAAAUGAAUUGCUCGAGUUUAUUUUUUUUUUAGAUUCAUUUUUUUUUUAAUUUAAGUUUGUUCUGUGGAUAAAGCUGACAAAUUUUUUUUUCUUAAUCAAGUGGUUUCAAAUUGUGCAAAAGAUACUUGAAUUUGA